Molecule: messenger RNA, 2013 nt
Organism: Papilio xuthus (Asian swallowtail)
Lineage: Eukaryota; Metazoa; Arthropoda; Insecta; Lepidoptera; Papilionidae
Product: solute carrier family 22 member 3-like
Exons: 12
Coding region: 101-1810 (569 amino acids)
Biological process (GO): transmembrane transport
Cellular component (GO): membrane
Molecular function (GO): transmembrane transporter activity
Source: RefSeq, a predicted model, not a curated record
GCUGCGAACCAGGCGUUCAUUACUUCUCGGCCGGCAGCUGGUGACGAACGGACUCAACAACAAACAGUUUUUAUAUAUUCUUUUUGUGUUAAUUGACAAGAUGAUUUUGACUAAAGUAGACACAGAUGAUCCUGAUUAUGUUGAGAGCUGUAAAGAAGAGAUGAAGAAGGAAGCGGGAGGCAGCGACGCACUGGAGAGAGUUCUCUACCACGUGGGGGAGAUGGGCCGCUACCAGAAGCUGCUCUUCCUAUCCACGCUACCGUUCAGUCUUUUCUUCACCUUCAUCUACUUUGGGCAGAUGUUCAUCACGGCCACGCCGCAGCAGCACUGGUGUCAUGUGCCGGAAUUGGCGCACUUAGAUAUGGAGACCAGACGCAACCUAUCAGUGCCUCGGGUGGGGGAUGGGUGGGCGCAGUGUGCAGUGUACGCGGCCAACUGGAGCCAAGUGCUGCACGACAUGCAGCCCCCGGAGACCGGCACACCCACGGUGCCCUGUAAGAACGGCUGGGACUUUCUGUUGGAAGAUAUCCCAUAUCACACCGUCGUAAGCGAGCGUGGUUGGGUGUGCGAGUACUCUGGAUACGCGCCGUUCGCGCAGACCAUGUACUUCGUGGGUUCCUUUACGGGAGGUGUUAUAUUCGGCUGGGCCGCUGAUCACUACGGUCGGGUGCCAGCUUUGGUUGGUACAAAUCUAAUUGCGUGCGUGGGUGGUUUGGGGACCAUAUUCACGAAGGGACUAUGGGAUUUUGUCUUCUGUCGGUUCCUCGUGGGAAUGGCGUUUGACAACAGUUUUACGUUGUUAUAUAUAUUAGUGUUAGAGUACGUGGGUCCAAAGCAACGAACGUGGGCAGCAAACGUUCCCCUAGCGUUCUUCUUCGGUGGCAGCUGCCUGCUGAUCCCGUGGCUAGCAUACUGGAUCGCGGACUGGCGCAAGUUCCUCUGGUACACUACGCUACCGCUCUCGUCCUGUUUGCUGGUGCCUUAUCUCAUACCGGAGAGCGCUAGAUGGCUAGCAUCGCGCGGAAAAGUGAACCAAGCAGUCAAAGUGCUGAAAAAGUUCGAGAGAAUUAACCGCACAAAAGUCCCCCAAGACGUUAUGGAUGACUUUAUUGUAUCAUCAAGUCAAUCCAGACAAAGUAGCGAGUCAAUAAUCGAGGUAUUCAAGAGCGCCCCUUUGCGAAAGAUGAUGUUACUUCUAAUGGUGAUUUACAUGGCUUGCGCGAUGAUCUUCGACGGUCUGGUGCGAAUGUCCGAGGGUCUGGGAGUCGACUUCUUCUUGGCCUUCACACUAGCAUCAGCCACGCAAAUACCAUCUGUGGGAAUCGUAGCCCUCUUACUUGACAGGUUAGGAAGAAGGUACUUUACAAUGGGACCCGUCAUUAUGACUGGAAUAUUCACAAUCACUGCAGCUUUCGUGCCUAAAGGUCUGCCACAGAUGAUCCUGGCGAUCGGUUCCCGGUUUUCGAUCAAUAUGGCGUGCACAGCGGCGGUGCAGUGGAGUACCGAGCUUGUGCCGACAGGCGCGCGCGCCUCAGGGCUGUCUCUUGUGCAUGUCAGCGGAUAUGUCGCCAAUAUGCUCUCACCGUUAAUAGUGUACUCGGCACGUAUUUGGGGCCCGUUCCCACUGCUGACGUUGGGCUCGACCGCGCUGACGGUGAGCAGUAUCUGCUUCUUGCUACCGGAGACUAAAGGCCGGCCCAUGCCGCAGUCCAUCGCAGACGGAGAGAGGCUCAUGCGAUCACACACUCUGUGCGGACAAGCUGAGGAAGAAACUGAUUUGAAUGGUAAAGAAAAAACGCUCAUCACAUAAGGGCCGCGAUUGAAAUAUUUUCGUGGGUGUUUUGUUUUGUCGAAACUUUGUUGAAAUAAACAUGUAUAUAAGUGCAAUAAGAGAAAUAAGAGAAAUUAAUUACGAAAAAGUUACGUAAAAGUAUUUUUAAUGCAUAAUGUACUUAUUGGUGCGAAUGUGGUAUUAUUUUUAAUAUGAUUCUAACUUAGGAAGGGCUUAAACGG